AUGUUGCUGGUGGAGGUAAUUGGAACAUCCCCGCUCGUCGGUGUACGUCUUUCCUGGUACCAAAUUGGGUGUGGUCCCUCAACAUCCUGCGUUGGGUACAAGAACUUGCUGCAAGGGCCUUUCCUUAUAUAUACGUUCCUGCAGAAAUGGCCACGGAAAGCAACAGAUCAAGCAGUGAUGUCCACCUACCAUGCUUCAUUUGAAUCGACCCACUUUUCAGAAGAUGAUCGCAUGGAGUGUCCACAGUUGGAUCUCGAGUCAGAUCGUUUUCGCCACAUCCAAAUGCGUCAAAGGUUUGGAACCUGCGCCACCCCUCCGCCUGGGCUGCGCAGGAUGGCUUAG
Messenger RNA from Durusdinium trenchii, 342 nucleotides. NCBI's taxonomy places the organism in Eukaryota, Dinophyceae, Suessiales, Symbiodiniaceae. The record is from the annotation of a GenBank genome assembly.